AUGCCAGGAAUGAAACCUUUACCGGUCAGCCUUUUCUUUGUCGGAGCUGAGAAUGACACAUGCUCCGAUGGUUGGAUGUUCAUUGAUAUCCACUACAGGGCAGUUGAUGCAAAAGCGGAAACCUACUCCUACGGCCUCUUCAUUGGUGCUGGUACGAGCUCGCAAAAUCAGUCACUUUGGCCUUCCAUCGCCUACAACGAGACUAGGCUUGCUAGCAACGACUUCUGCGGCUCUAACAGCGUAGCCCAUUGUCACGAAUCCAAGUAUACUCAUGGCCAUUUUGGACCUGACGCUUCUGCUACUUGGGCCAGCACACCACAAUACAAUUCACUCGACGUCGAAGUGGAGGCUGAGUCUGUGAACACGACAUAUGGUGUGGACAAUCUGAACAUCUAUACUCACUACUUCGAUCCGAGUCCUGCGUCAAGUUUUAUUGUCAAGAAUCAUAGCCUCACGAUACUAUCAGACUAUUCAUUGGAUAGAGACGUGUUUUACGAGUCUGGCUCUCUAGGUCUGGGUUCUGCAAGCACUUUGUUGAAACAACUUGUUGAUAUUGGCCGAAUCAGUCGGAAUGUGUUCAGCAUAUACCUUGGUACUGCUUAUCCAGAAGCUGGAGGGACACAGAAUGGCUCUAUUGUGCUUGGCGGGUACGAUGCAGGCCGUCUUCAAGGAGCUGUACACAAAUAUCCUCAAGCCCCGAAUGCAGGCCCGAGAUCUUCCAAUUUUAAAAUCCGCGUGAAACAGAUGUCUUUGUCAACUGGGGAUGGUUCUUCCAUUGGCAUGGUCACAGAUAACGGCUUUGACGGGCACAUAUCAACAAAUCAGUAUGCAAUGGAGAUGCCACCAUAUGUCAUAAAGCAUCUCGCAGAUGCUCUACAGGGUGUGCCGGCAGGAACACCAGAAAAUACACUGCAAUUGGCACAAAAGUUCAGUGGGAACUUGACUGUUACUCUCGACGAUGACUACGAGAUAGUCUUCCCUUCAGAGUGGAUUUCUAAUGCUUCUGAAAUUACGCCAUUCUCAGCGGCCACGCUCGACACGAACAUUUCUGUAUCAGACGGACCAUUUGUCUUUGGCACCGCGUUUCUGCACCAUCUGUACAUGACAGUUGACUAUGAAGACUCCAGCUUCUAUCUGGCUGAUGCCAAAGUGUACGACAACUACGUCCAGCCGCGUUCGUUAUGUGCUGGCGAAGCUCCGGUCCCACUGGGCCGGCCCAAGGUGAACAAGUUCGUACAGACGGGCAUGGUAGGCGCCAUUCUUGGUGGCCUCAUUGGGGGUGUGGCUUUAGCAUGGCUGGUCUUUUUUGUUAUCCGGAAACGCCUACAGUACCGUCAAUCCGAAAAUGCUAUUCACAAGAUGGAAGGCGGUGGCGCAGCGCACAAGAAGAGCAGUUUGCGAAAGAGGUCGCGGUUUGGCUUUAGUCAAUUCGGACGUAAGAAGGAAAGUAAAGAUGUGACUUUCAGCGAUGUCAAACGUGUGUCACGUGAUUCCGAUUCUUCUUCAGCUAAGGACGUGAAAUUUACAGUAACUGAUGAAGAGAAGGAGCCAGGCACUGUGGGAAUUGAAAUGAGCACACUAGUGAGCGACAGUCAGAAGAAGACAACACAUGUGACGAUUAAAGGCCCAGUCUCUCCAUUAACACCGGCAAUGGAGCAACCGGUCGAGCAUAUCAGAAAAACCACCUUUGAAGCAACGCUACCAGAACCGAGCAAAUUCGAGGAGACAUAUCAGCAAUCACCAUUGCCAAGUCCUUUCACUGCGCAAACACCCAGAACAGGAAACCCAUUACUCGGCGACUUUCGUCAGCAAUUUUCGACCUACGAUGAUAACGAGGACUCCGAUCUACACACAACUCAGCAGAAAAAGAUUCACAGACGGUCAGCAUCAGAAAGACUGAGGGAUUCGCUUCGAUUGACCGUUAAUACGAACACAUCAUCUUCUGAGAGAUCGAAUAUUGUCGGUCAACCUGUUCCGAUGGCAAGGCGCAAACCUGCUCCAUUACCACUAAAGGUUGUGGGAACCACUGCGAAAAUCGGUCACUCUAAGGCGCCUAUGACUCCUUUGAGCGUACGCACUGAUGUAGAUUCGAAUCGCAAGCACGGGUUUUUGAAGAAACUGUUCCCUCCUUCCUGA
This is a messenger RNA of Lithohypha guttulata, 2136 nucleotides long. RefSeq lists its product as uncharacterized. Lineage: Eukaryota; Fungi; Ascomycota; Eurotiomycetes; Chaetothyriales; Trichomeriaceae. The record is from RefSeq and is a predicted model, not a curated record. Bases 1 to 2136 code for a protein of 711 amino acids. Gene Ontology annotation, molecular function: aspartic-type endopeptidase activity. The transcript has 3 exons. Gene Ontology annotation, biological process: proteolysis.